AAUUUUGAUUCACUCCAACUAAAACCCUAAAACAAUAAAACUCAGCACUGACCUAAGCUUCGCCGUGAAAAGUAAAAGCUGCCGGAAACGCAGCCGGUAUCGGAAGUCGGCCGUCAGAACAAGCGAGAACGUGCAUCAUUAUUUCUUCUCCCCGUUCAGCAAACUUCACGCGCAUCACUCUUUCUCCUUUCCUUUCAGCAACCACAGCCGCCGCCGCCGUCAAUUCUAUUGCGCCGCCGUCAAUUCUAUUGCGCCGCCGUCAAUUCUAUUGCGCCGCCGUCAACUCCAUUGUGUCACUGUUAUCUAUUCUCCUUAGCAGUUCUAUUUUUCUUCAACCGAGCCUUUUUCUUUUUGUUAAGCAGAGAGACAUGGAGCAGAGAUUAGCUAAUUGUUGGCGGUUGACAGUUAACGAAAAAAAAUUCAUUGAAAGUGCUCUACUAUCAGAUCUUCGAGUGGAUGGCCGUGGCCCCUUGGAUUAUCGCAAGUUAAACAUUAAAUUUGGAAGGGAUAAUGGAUCCGCAGAGGUCCAAUUGGGUGAGACACGUGUGAUGGGUUUUGUGAGUGGUCAACUUGUGCAGCCUUACAGAGAUAGGCCUAAUGAAGGUACAUUUUCCAUCUUCACUGAAUUCUCUCCCAUGGCUGAUCCUUCCUUUGAGCCUGGCCGUCCUGGAGAAUCUGCCGUUGAGUUAGGACGGAUUGUAGACCGCGGUUUACGGGAAAGCAGAGCCAUUGACACUGAAUCACUCUGCAUUCUUUCUGCCAAACUUGUCUGGGCUAUUCGCAUUGAUAUCCAUAUAUUGGACAAUGCAGGGAAUCUUGUUGAUGCUGCAAAUAUUGCUGCAUUGGCUUCUUUGAUGACAUUCAGAAGGCCUGAAUGCUCAUUGGGGGGAGAGGAUGGUCAACAAGUUGUAGUGCAUCCUCCUGAGGAGCGCGAGCCACUCCCUUUGAUUAUACACCAUCUUCCAAUUGCUGUCACCUUUGGAUUUUUCAGUAAUGAAAAUCUUGUGGUCUUGGAUCCGACAUACCGUGAAGAGGCUGUAAUGACCGGACGCAUGACUACAACACUUAAUGCAAAUGGUGAUGUUUGUGCCAUUCAAAAGCCUGGGGGGCAGGGAGUCUCUCAACGGGUUAUCAUGCAUUGCUUGAAACUUGCUCAUGUUAAAGCUGGUGAUAUUACAGCCAAGAUAAAGGACGCAGUUGAAAAGCAGAACACUGAAAGAGCACUACAAAAGAUUAAACGCCAUUCUUCCUCUGUAGCCGUGGAUGUAUGCGGAACCACUGCCAGAUUAGCUCCCAAACAAAAUCAAUCAGAUGCUGAUAAAGAUGGCAGUAAUCUAGCCCAAUUGAAGCUAAAAGAUGGGGCGAGUUUGAUGGAAUGUGAUGCUACCUCAUCAGAACAAGGACAGAAUAACAAGAAGGAUGGAAGCUCAAAGAAUUUCAUUGGCGGUCCCUCAAGCUGGGAUCCCUAUUCAGAGUGCGUCAAUUCAGAUCUUCUAAAAGCUUCUCUAGCUUCUCGUGGACAAUCAACUCCUAGUAAACAAAAGGAUUCAAGACGGGAGACUAAGGCGGAAGAACCAGCACAGGAAAUCAAGGCAGAUUCGGAAUCAAUUGACACAGCUCUAACUGCUGCGCAGAGUAAUGAAGGUAAGACUCUGAAGGAUGCUGUCAAGCCCAAAAACAAGAGGAAGAAAAAAAGAUCUUCCAAUAAUGGAAAUUAAGCGAUGAAAUGUGCAGUCAGUUGACACAUUAUGCUGUAAAAUUUUGAUGGGCAAUGAAAGAUAGUCUGUUUGUUUGUGAAUUUAGGCAUGCCAAAAUCAGUUUUGACUAAAGAAAGGGGAACUUUUAUUAACUGUACUAUACCAGAACAGAAGGUACAAAAUGGCAAUGUAAGAAAUUAUGAUCAACUGGGAGGAAUGCUGUAAAAUAGUUUCCACAUCACAACUUCUUGAAUUUCA
This is a messenger RNA of Vicia villosa (hairy vetch), 1955 nucleotides long. Its product is annotated as exosome complex component RRP45A-like. NCBI's taxonomy places the organism in Eukaryota, Viridiplantae, Streptophyta, Magnoliopsida, Fabales, Fabaceae. Gene Ontology annotation, biological process: nuclear polyadenylation-dependent mRNA catabolic process; nuclear polyadenylation-dependent rRNA catabolic process; nuclear mRNA surveillance. Gene Ontology annotation, cellular component: cytoplasmic exosome (RNase complex); nuclear exosome (RNase complex). The record is from RefSeq and is a predicted model, not a curated record. The transcript is spliced from 8 exons. The coding region runs from base 369 to 1718 and encodes 449 amino acids.